AUGGGCGAAUGUUGGACCGCUGGAACCGCCACAUUCAUGAUAUUGGGCAAUAUUUGCACCCGAUCAUGUGCCUUUUGUGGAGUAAGCACGGGUCGACCAAAAGCCGUAGACGAAGAUGAACCUGAUAAAGUGGCCGAUUCCAUCUUUAAAAUGAAGAUUCAACACGCCGUUAUCACCUCGGUAGACAGAGACGACCUAAAAGACGGCGGAACUGGAAUCUGGGUGCGUACGAUUCGCGCCAUCCGAAAUCUAUCGCCAGACACCACCAUGGAAACCUUAAUUCCCGAUUUUAAAGGCGAUUCAAAUUUGAUAAAAUUGAUUGUGGACGAAUCGCCCGAAGUAAUUUCACACAAUAUGGAAACCGUUCGCCGCCUAACCCGUGAGGUGCGCAUACAGGCCAAAUACGAUCGUAGCCUAGAGGUAUUGCGACUGCUUAAAGUCCAUGGACAACGCCGCACCAAAACAGGCAUCAUGCUGGGCUUGGGUGAAACCGAAAAAGAAGUCAAAGAGACCAUAGACGAUAUCCGGAAAAUGGAG
Molecule: messenger RNA, 537 nt
Organism: Notodromas monacha
Lineage: Eukaryota; Metazoa; Arthropoda; Ostracoda; Podocopida; Cyprididae
Source: the annotation of a GenBank genome assembly